Chara braunii is the source of this 1643-nucleotide messenger RNA. The record is from the annotation of a GenBank genome assembly. NCBI's taxonomy places the organism in Eukaryota, Viridiplantae, Streptophyta, Charophyceae, Charales, Characeae.
UUUGGGAGGGAGAAGUAGAGGGAGGAAGGAGCUUCAAGGAAAAUGGUGACCAGAGACACUGGAAAUUGCAUGUGAGGUUGCACAUCCUGUGAGAGCUCUGCUUGGCAGCUGCACAUGCAGUGGGCGUUGUGUGUUGCCGUCUAUGUGGUGACCAUUUGUGCAGCAGAUGCUCUGUUUUUCAAUGACUGAAACAUCUGGGCUGCCCAGGAUGAUGGGAUCAGAACAGUUGGACGUGGCAGGUGCCUCAGCAUUGGUGAGUGACCUGCGUGCCAAAUUCAUGGAAGGCGUCACCCGCCCUUUGAAAUGGCGGAAACAACAAAUUUUGGGUGUAAAGCAAUUCCUGGAUGAUCAUGCUCGUGACAUUGAGGAUGCGGUGGAGAAGGACCUGGGGAGGUCUGCUUUCCUUACUCAGGUCGGGGAGACUGUUGUACUCCAAGGAUGCAUCAAGAGGACGCUCGCAGACUUGAAGAAGUGGAUGGCGCCAGAGAAGGUGAACGGAGGACCGCUAGUACACCCUUCCAAGUGUGAGGUUGUUUCUGAGCCUCUAGGUGUUGUACUGGUAAUUGGGCCAUGGAAUUUUCCUAUAAUCCUUCAUCUGGAGCCCUUGGUUGGGGCACUUGCUGCUGGAAAUGCAGUGGUCAUGAAGAUGUCAGAGCUCUGUCCUCAUGUCUCCUCCCUGAUAGUGACAUCAUUGCCAAAGUAUGUAGACCAGUCGGCUGUCAGCAUUGUUCAGGGGGGCCCAGCAGUGGGGGAGGCACUUCUCAAACAGCGAUGGGAUAAGAUAUUCUUCACAGGCGGCUUAUCUGUGGGAAAAUUGGUCCUCAGUGCAGCAGCUCAGCAUGUUACACCAGUUACACUUGAGCUUGGUGGGAAAUCCCCCACAAUUGUGGAUGCAACUUCAGACCUCCGGGUUGCUGCGAGAAGAAUUGCAAACACGAAGUUCUGUAUCAACGCCGGGCAGAUCUGCCUUGCACCUGAUUAUGUGCUUGUAGAGGAAGUCGUCGCUAGCCAAUUGGUCGAUGAGCUUGUGAAGGCAAUAAAGGAAUUCAUGGGCAAUGAUGUAUGGAAGGCUGAGGGUAUGUCAAAGAUCAUCAACGUGCGGCACAUGGACAGGUUGGCGAACAUGAUGAAAGAUGCCACAGCAACAAACCUCCCAGGAACAAUCGUUUAUGGAGGGGUUUUUGAUAAAGAAAGGAGCUGGGGCCUUCCUGCUGCAGCGCCCACCAAGGUGAUGAAGAUGGAUGCCACCAUAGCCAGACUUGACAUUCAGCCAUAAACUUUUCAGCAGAUCCCUUCAUGUAAGGCCAAACAAAUUGUCUCAAUAGGUUUCCGUAAAUCUUUGCCAUGCGGAAGUGUCCACUCCGGCCAUGAGCCAAGUCCAGAAAGUGCAUGCGGAGACGCUCAUGGUUGGGCACACACAAACGGUCGUGAUUCCCGUAGCGACGGAAAAUCAGUCCUCCAUACUCGUGAAAAUCAGGCUGACUGUUGGGAUCAGCCUGCAGCUGCUCAAGGAUGGGACUAAGGUCCGGAUCCUUGGCAGUGUGCUCUACGAUCUCCUCCCUCAGUUUCUUCCGGAGGUCGUAGGAAUUCACAAGGCAAGUUAUGCACUCAGGGUGGCGAGACAAUGAAUUGGCAACUCAGUU